Fusarium sp. VM40 is the source of this 996-nucleotide messenger RNA. NCBI's taxonomy places the organism in Eukaryota, Fungi, Ascomycota, Sordariomycetes, Hypocreales, Nectriaceae. The record is from the annotation of a GenBank genome assembly.
AUGUCGACCAUAGAUAAUCAGCCACUUGUCGCUGAUGAGCACGUUCUUGAUGACCAAGAUUCCGGAAAUGAGGAUAGUGAAUCAUCCACGCAAAGCAUAAGCAGCACUAUUCUCCAAUACAGACAAGAGAACGGGAGGACUUAUCACGGCUACAAAGACGGAAAAUACAACGUCCCCAACGAUGAUCAAGAAAAUGAAAGGCUAGAUCUACAACAUGCCCUCUUUCUUCGAACUUUCGACGACAAUCUGGGCUUCGCACCCCCGAAUGACCCUCGAGCUGAUGUCAAGCACGUCCUCGAUGUAGGCACUGGCACGGGGAUCUGGGCCAUGGACUACGCCGACGAACACCCAGGUGCCGAGGUCACUGGAGUCGAUCUGUCUCCCAUCCAGCCAAGUUUCCAUAGUGUUCCACCAAACGUUCGAUUUAUCAUUGAUGAUAUGGAGGAGGAGUGGCAAUACUCAUCUUUGUUUGAUUAUGUUCAUAGCCGGAUGAUGAACUCUUCUGUCGCUAACUGGGAAAGCUAUGCCACUAGAAUUUUCGACAACCUGGAACCUGGAGGUUACGUUGAGUUCCAAGAAAUAGACAUUUUUGUAAGAUCCGAUGACGGAACACUCAAAGAGCAGCAUAAUCUAGCUUGCUGGGCCCAACUACUACACGAUGCAUCUGUCAAGCUAGGUCGGCCAUAUUUCGACCCAGGGAAUAUCAAGGACGUGUUAAUGAAAGUUGGGUUCGAAGAUGUGACAGAGGCCAAGUUCAAGUGGCCUACAAACAAAUGGCCCAAAGACAACAAGUACAAAGAACUUGGAAUUUGGAACAACGAAAACGCAAACUUCUUCCUCGAGGCAGUGGCUAUCGCACCACUUACGAGGGCCUUGGGUUGGUCGAGGGAGGAAGUUGCUGUGUUUAUUGCCCAAGCUCGGAAAGAGUUGAACGACACUAAGAUUCAUGCAUACUGGCCAAUUAUCUCGGUAUAUGGUAGGAAACCCUUGAAGUAG